CAACUUGCUGUCGCCACUGCAAGACCGCUGUUGGUUGCACAUCAACCAUUUCUACUUGUUUCUUUGAGUCUGCAUCAAUCAUGUUGAGCAUAUCAGCUGUUAUCGCACGUCUUUUGAUUGUACUGUUGCUGCUGACUAGCUCUCUCACAGUUUCUGCUGGAAAUCAAGUAGAACGGCCUUCGACACCACCUGUCAUCGCGCCUCCAUCAGAUUCUCCACUAGUUGUUAAAAGUACGCCGCUUCCCUUAUCGUCUAGGUUUAAAGGAUCACUUACAUACUCUUGCCAAUUGCUCAGCAAAUUAACAAAUUCGUCAGAUUCUCUUCGCAAAAACGAUCUUGGCUUUGAUGGGUGCCCUAAGCAUUUACUCAUGGGAACGGAAAUGGUCAACAUCACGUUCGUCUAUCAUCCACCAACACUUAAUACAUGGAUUAGCAGAGCAGUUUUAUCUGUUCGGCGCGCAACUAUGUCUAGAAUUCCUGCUCCCAACUCGACAGUGACGCCUGAUUUCUGCAAUGCAUGCAAAACUGCGUGCAUUGGAUGUGUAACCGAUACUUCCAAAAUGAUAAUGCUGUUGACCGUUGAAAUCCCGCUCACUAUGUCUGGUAUAUUUCACUACAUCUACGAUCCACAAGUCUCGCAUAUCUCUGCUAGCGAAGUCAAUGAAAAUGGUGCUCAGGGUCUUGAUACUCAGGCACUCAUUCAGGUUCAAGAGGAUACCUAUAUCGGUAACAUUACACUCCCCAACACUUCCAAUUUCACUCUUCCAGACAGUGAAAUCAUCACUGGUGUAUUUUCCUUUCUUGCUCCUCGCAUGGGCGUUGUCAACGCAACUCUAUAUACUUUACUCGCAGCUCAUCCAGCCAAUGGAUCGCAAAGCAAUCUCUCUGAUCCCAGCAGCUCAACAGCAUCUGCUACUCCAGCACGAACAAUGGUGAUUGGUCCUGGUAGUUCACAAACCAGCUCUGCGUCUACUGUUGGUUUUGUUCACACAAAGCAUUACUACCCAAUCAUGGCAAGCAGCAUCGUGGUGCUUCUGUGUAUGAUUUGACAUACGGCUAUUUUCCUAUUAGCAAUUGGUGUAUUGAUCAUGCCAUUUUUUCCUGAUCCAAUCUCAUAUUCCAUUGUAACCUAGUUAUUAUUUUGAUAAUUUUUUGGUCAUUGCAUGGCAAUGAGCCUCCUGCCAUUCAUCAUACAAGAUCAUGGUUGCUUUUUAUAGCGCAUGCAUUUCCAAAUCAAACGACACUAUUUUUAUUUCUCACCCGUGAUCCUUGAAUGUACCUUUUUCUAUAGCAGACAUUAUUAGAAUACCAAUUCUGUUUUACUAGUUCAUAUGUUUGCAUGUUUUUCAAAAACUGAUCACUUUCUUCUACACUUUAUCCAUUGGUGCUUUGCCUAGGCAGUACCGCCAUCUCAAUUUUUUAUCGAAUAGAUUGUAUUUUUGAAUG
Messenger RNA from Batrachochytrium dendrobatidis JAM81, 1446 nucleotides. RefSeq lists its product as uncharacterized. The transcript has 2 exons. The record is from RefSeq and is a predicted model, not a curated record. The coding region runs from base 81 to 1049 and encodes 322 amino acids. NCBI's taxonomy places the organism in Eukaryota, Fungi, Chytridiomycota, Chytridiomycetes, Rhizophydiales.